GGGCCGCAGUUCAAAGCCCGUGACCAGCGCACCAAAUGCAUCCAAUGGAGGUCUGUUGCUCAGAUGGGGAUCAUUUGGCCCACAAGAACUGGCCCGAUUCAAAGAGGUAUUGGAGAAGCCUGUCAGAUUGAAGCCUGGUUGGCCCGAUAGCGAAGAGAUGGCAACUUAGGCUAAUAUGGUAACUAAUCUUAGAAGAUAGAGGGAAUCAUAUCUUGUAAAGAUUAGAUUAGAUUUGAUAAGGCUUAUCUUGUAAAUCCCUAAAAUUAAGGGAUAUGGUUAAAUCUCAUCCGUCGAUGUAAUUGUAUCUUGACCGUCGGUUUUGGGGGAGCUCAACUAUAAAUAGAGAGCCUCCCCCUCAUUUGUACUCACUCCUGAAUUGUUUCAUUAUUCUUUGUGAAUAAGAGAAGUAGAGAGCAUUUACUCAAACACUUUGCGAGCGCUCUUUCUGUUGUUCUUUUGCUUAGCUUCUUUUGGCAUAAAAUCGCUUCCGCUGUUCAAUUGGUGCCUUGGAGGAGUUCUUAAAGAAUCCUCAUCGAGUUAAGGCUGACUUGGGCGAGUUUGGAGCAAACGGAUCGCCUAAGGCCGCACGGAUUACGAGACGAAAGGUCUAGCCCCGUGACAAGUGGUAUCAGAGCAAGGUUCGAACCAAGGAGAUAUUCGAGCCAGGUUCAAACCAAGUGGUAUUCGAGCCAAGUUUUGAACCAAGUGAUAUCUGAGUUGUUGGUUCAAAGGCACCGUUGGGAUGUCGAAAGAAGAGUUCGAACAAAGGUGGGCGAGGAAGUCUUUGAGGGAGACAAUAUCGGCAGUAGAGGAACGUGUGGAAAAACUCGAGGGUUCCAUGGAGGAUGUAAAGGAGGCACUCGAUGGGCUCGAGGAUCGCAUAGCAAACUGGGAGGAGCAGUCCAGAGACUAUGUAAAGAUGUCUCUUGGUUCCACCAUGGAUAAGGUAAACGAGUUGUUUAAUUCACACCGGGAUAAACUGUCGGACAGGAAUGAUGCUCUCGAGGCCAUGAUGAUGGCUUUGAAGGAGGAAACAGUGGCCACGACGAGGGCUUUGAGCACAAGAAUAGAGGAGCUCGAGGGAGAGCUGGCCUUGUGUCAAGCAGCCGUGGGGAAAGGAGUGGCAAAUGCAGCACUCAGUAAUGAGGAUGUCCCAAAGCCGAAAGAGUUUGUGGGGACAAGGUCUGCAUGUGAUGUGGACAAUUUCUUGUGGAGGAUGGAAAACUACUUCCGUGCCAAAGGCAUCGUGGAAGAUGCAGUUAAGGUAAACACUGCUUCAAUGUUUCUUACUGACAUUGCGCUUUUAUGGUGGCGAGGUAGGACCACAGAUAAAAGGCAUGGUGAGAUUGGGACGUGGCAAGAGUUCCAAUGCGAAUUAAAGGGACAGUUUUACCCAGAGUUUGCCGAGGAAGAAGCUUGGGCAAAGUUGCAAGGGAUAACGCAACGAGGCACAGUGGGGGAGUAUGUUCAAGAGUUCAAGGAACUCAUGCUCCAAGUUUCAGAUGUGACCGAUGAAGAAGCAUUGCUUGCUUUUCAAAAGGGAUUGAAGCCGUGGGUCAGACAGGAGGUGGAACAAAGAGGUGUCCAAAAGCUGUCGGAAGCCAUGACGGUAGUUGAGGCCGUGGUCAAGCUUGGUCUAGGGAAAGACAAGCUUGGGUCUUCCAAGUCCGAGGAAAGGGGCGUAAGUGAAAUGGAUCACAAGGAAGAUAGAGUUAAUGGCAAUGGCAACCAUGACAAUGGUGGUAAUGGGAAACCACGAGUUGGGAAGAAGAAACCCAAGAAGAAAAGGGACAAGCUGAAAUGCUUUCUCUGCGACGGUCCACACAUGUUGAAGAAAUGUCCGAGGAAAUCCGCGCUUAAGAAGAAGCCGGUGGAAAAGGCCUUGGUACUUGGUUCGAGCGCAAGGGGUGUCGAAGCCAAGGAGGCCGAAAGCGAGAAGAAGCCAGUGGAGUGCUUCUUGUGUCAUGGUCCGCAUAGGUUGCGGAAGUGUCCGAGGAAGUCUGUCAUCGAGGGGAACGAUGGAACAGACAAGGAGCCCAAGAAGCUUGGUUCGAGCAAGGGAAAAGCCGAAGCCAAGAGGGCAAAGAGGAGCAGAAGGAAGCAAGUAAAGUGCUUCUUGUGCCGUGGUCCGCAUGAGUUGCGGAACUGUCCAAAGCAAGCCGGAGUCAAAAGAAAGGCAACGUCUGAGCUUGGUGAGUCAUCGGAGGGGCUUCCACCCAGGGAAGAGGUGAGUUUGUCAUCGGACUUAGAGGAAAGAGUUGCGAUGAAAACAGUGAAGCUGGGACCAAUGAGGCUCAAGUUGAGUGAAGCGUCAGAGUUGGCCGAGUCGUCGACAAGGCUUCCACCUAUGGGAGAGGUGGGUGGUGCAUCAGACUUCAAGAAAAAGGAAGCGAUGCAUGUGGGACAGUUGACCAGAGUAAAUGCAGCGAGUAGGACGGCUCGAGUUAAGAAGCGACGUAAGCCGAGGCAAGGGUCCCGAAGGAAGGGAAAGGCUAAGGCGUCGAGACGAGACCGGGGCGAAUCAACUUCUUUUGGCAAAAUCGCUUCCGCUGUUCAAUUGGUGCCUUGGAGGAGUUCUUAA
This is a messenger RNA of Gossypium raimondii (Peruvian cotton), 2581 nucleotides long. RefSeq lists its product as uncharacterized. The transcript has 3 exons. Bases 743 to 2581 code for a protein of 612 amino acids. NCBI's taxonomy places the organism in Eukaryota, Viridiplantae, Streptophyta, Magnoliopsida, Malvales, Malvaceae. The record is from RefSeq and is a predicted model, not a curated record.